AUGUGUGCUGUCAAGCCCAGGGCAAGAGUCCCUCUGAAAGAAAACUGCGUUCUGCACGAGCAGCUUGUCCGCUGUGCCCCAGGAAGGCCUUUGCGAAUCAACCCGCUGUGUUGCCACAGCAAGCAGGUACUGCUGACAGCUCUUGGAUUUCUCUACCGCUCUCGCUUGCACUGCAACUUUUCGGAGGACGGCUUCUUGUUGUGGCAGUUGCUCUGCCUCUGCACGGAGUACGAUCUGCCGAAGCCGCUCUGGAGGUAUGCCAAGGCCGCGCUGCUUGCAGCAGUCACCCAAACGAGGUACGCGCCAGUGCUUCCAGUCUUGCUCGAGGCUCGAGCACAGGUUGGUCUCGACCAGGAGGAGGCCGCAGCUAUCAGCUAUGCACUGCUGUGCCAUCACGAGGUGGGGCUGAAGGGCAUGCCCAUCGAAGAGCAAUCGCAGAUGCGGGGUGAGGCUGCGCAGGAGUUGCCCGAGCUAGGCUAUGGAAUGCAAUCUGACCAGUUCUUUGUACUUGAUCAGUGGGAGAUCCACGUGGACACUUGCGAGGAGCUCAAACUGGCAGCGGAUGUAGUGAGGGAGGUCUCAGAGACGUGGAGUGCUUUCGUGCAGACUUUCGACACUGAACAAGCGGCUGGUGAAGCCGCGUUCAGCGCAAUUUUUGAUGCUGCGCCUUCCUUGCAGUCGCUUUUUCAUGGGCCUCGCGCUGUUCAGGCACAAAAGUUCGUGCUGAGCCUUGGCAACAUCAUAAGCAAUCUCGACCAUCCAGCUGCCUUGAAAGUUGAGGUUGAAACUCUGGGGUUUGCCCAUCUCAGCGUGGACAUAACAAUUCCAAGAAUUGCGCUGUUCCGAGAUGCAAUCCUCGAUUUGUUUGAAGCGGAGCUUGGCGAUGCAUUCACCCCCACUGCAAGGGAUGGAUGGGGCCAGUUGCUCUCGUAUGUGGGGGGCUCGCAGAUAUGGAUUCGGACCCAUUUCUCUGCCCGGUUAAAGGUUCUGCAAGAGAGCUGGAAAGCAGCCAACAAUCGUGAGAAUCCUCAGGUCUCUGACGCUGAACGCCAGAAGCUGUUAAAGCAAACCAAGAAGGAUCACAAGAAGAACGAGAUUGAGAUCGAUCCUGAAGUUGCGAACACAGACAGUCCGGAUAGCUCGGAAAGCAGCUUCUCAGGGAACACUGGUCACACCGUCCUGGGAAAUGCCAACAGUACGAAAGUUAUCUCAGACAGGCGACGGUGCGGCAAUUGCCUCGGCACCUUGCUGAAUUGCUGCAAAUGCUGCAGCUUCGGGAAAGAAGCGAACCAGAAGGACAAGCAGGAUGACGGCAUGAGGAAGGAGAAAAGAGAUCCCAAGCCAAAAGACACUCAGAAGUCGGGUAAGUCCCAGCUUCAAGCGGCAGACGUCCCGAGAACUUUCACAGAAAUGUUCCAAUGGAAUUGCGCGGUGAUGGGCCUGUCUGGACGAAGGUGGAUGCAGGAAAUAUUGGGAAGCUUUACCUCAAUGGUAGAGCAUAUUGCAGACAUGAGACGCUUGCAGCAGGAGUGCAACAUCGUGUCGAUCCGUAUUGCAAAGGUGACAGCAGCCGGUGUGAACUGGGUGAACCUGUCCGAGUUUAAGUCCUGCAUGCUGGCCGCUUUGCGGUCCCUCCUCCCGACGGUUUGGGACACAACGCACGAAGUAGCUUGGAACUGGCUUUGGGACAACAUAGAGACAAUCCUGAAGUCAACCAUGGGCAAGCCUCUGGUCUGGGAGCAGUCACUUGUGGGGAUGUUUGCCGCUUUGAGCGAUGAACAGCUCUUCAACUAUCGUGUCCAGCUUUAUGAGAGAUUCUUCGCUACCGUGCCGGCGGGUCAGGACUACUUUAAGCAGUCCAAUACACGCUUGCACUUCAUUGCCGAAAGCGCCACUAACAUGUCGCUUCAGCUCCUGCAAGAUCCGUGGCGGAUGGUCGAUGAUGUCUCCGCCCUUGGGCUUCGUCACGUCGGCUAUGGCAUACCGACCGAGAUGUUCGGACCUUUUACCGAAGCGGCGGUGGAGGCCCUGAGAGGACACGUCGAUGAGGCAUUGGCCCUGGAAGCUUUCAAUUGGUCCCUGUCUAUCAUCUCACAGAUGCUCGUGCAUACUGUAACAGAAGGCUCCACCAUUGUCAUGAAGGCGAUCAACAACAACUCGGUGUCCCAAUUGGUCAAAGCUGUGAGUUGCGCCCCUCGUGGCGAGCGCUCCAACUGGGUCUUGAUUGUUAAGGUCGGAACGCAAGACAUCUCACCCUUCAGAUGGGCCAUCGAAAGUGGCAGCUUGAGCGCAGCAAAGGCCAUCAUUGAAGACUUGCUAGCAAUCAGAGCAGAUCGGCAAAGAUACUAUUAUGGUGUCGAUGACCUGUUUCAGCGCCAUCCGGACAUCAUCAAGAUCCUCUGCUCCGAAGCGCCCAUGCUGCUGCCGACCCUGCUGGAAGGCUUAAUUUGGCGGUCGAGAAUAGUCACCCAGGGAGCGCGACGAGUGAAUUACUACGUCAAGAACCUUGUGGUGGCUGGCUCUGACGGAGCGUUUGCGGGCGCUUUGCCUGCCCUGGUUGCAUUGGGCGAUCCCAAGAUAAUUUCUCAUGUUGCAGUUGACCUUGUGGCGAAUCUGCUGUGGUCCGGCAUUGUUAUGCAUGAGUUUAUUACUUCAAAGCUGUGGUUCAUUGCCAGCCUUGUCAUUCUCAUGGUUAGCCAGACACUUCUGCCAGAGUACCGUGAGUCUUUGGAAGUUCGGGUGGCGACUUUCGUAUUGCGGGUCCUGACAUAUGUGCUGACGUUGCUACGGCUGCUGGUGCAGCACUCGCGGGACAUCUUCCUGGCGUACUACCGAAAACAGACGGUCCGGAAAUUCAAAGUGCCGUUUCCAAAGUAUCUCACAAAAACAUACGACCUGGCCAGCUUCCUGCUGCUGAUCUGUUUGAUUCUGAUGUGGGCCAACGAGCCGUUCAUUUGGUGCUACGACGCACACGAUUGGCCGACGGAGUACUGCUUGACCUUCGAGGAGGGCGGUUUCAUAUACUCCGUGUUUGCCAUGUGUGCUGUGGGACUGCACUGGGGUUUGAUGGCGGAUCUUGCCGUGUUCUCAACAGGUCUCAGCGCCUUUGUCCUGGUAUGCGUGCAUGUCGGCUCCGAAAUCGGAAGGUUCAUGUUUGCCUUAAUGUUUCUACUCACAGCAUUUGCAUCAUCAAUCACGGUGCUUGAACAUCACUAUGAGGACAUGAAGACGGUGGGCGACAGCUUGAUAGCUCUGACAGGAAUCACGCUUCGAUUGUACGAGGAUGAUUACCGGGACUUACAGAACGAUGCAUUGCUGCUAACCGCAGUUUUUUGCUUUGUCACAGCUUCUGCCAUUCUUUUGCUGAACCUCCUUAUUGCUCAAUUGAAUUGCUCGUAUGUCUACAUUUAUCAGAAUAUGCUUGGCUAUGCGAAGCUCAAGCGGUCUUCGGUAACCGUUCAGACAUUGGCAUUUCUCAAGAUGGAGCGCUGGAGUCGAUUCGUUGCUACUUUGGGCUUGGACGUCCCACUCGAGUUCAACGAGGGAGAUGUCGGCAUGGCUGGAGGGAUUUGUGUCUUUGAGCCGCCGAGUCAAAGCAUUGUUGCAACGGACCGAAUCCUUCGCUUUGGCGGCUCUUGCUCGCCGGAUUUAGAGUGGCCAGCAGACACGACCAAAACCGGCAUGGAUGCCGACGAGGUGAUUCUCAUUGCUCUGGGCAUCGUCGAGCACUACGUUUUGGAGUUGCUUCAGCCUACAAUAGGCAGAAAGCAACACACUCAUGCCGCGAAUGCCUUUCGUUUGUCAGCUGGUCUCAAUGGCAAAACUGCUGCAAGCAACGCAUCUGACGAGGCUGUUGAGCAGAAGCAGCCGUCGGCUCCCACUUGCUCCGGAAUGGUGAUCGAAGGUCCCUUGAAAGACAAACUGGAAGCGUUGAAGUUCAAGCCGACUUCGCGACGGACGGGGAAGCCCUUGGUUGGCACGGCCGCUCCAGUUGCCGGCGGGGUUCCGGCCGCAGCCCCUGCCUCGCCGACACGGCCAGGUGGAGGCGGUCUUGCAGUUCAUGUCAGUGUGAGGUGCCGCCCGACCGUAUCCGCCAAGCAGGCCGUUGACAUUAGCUCCGAGUCCCUUGGAGGUGACAAGGUUGCCUUGAAGCUGACGUUGCCCAAGCCAGGCAAUGAAGGAGAAGAUGACAAGACACGGGCUGAUGCGCGGACAUACCGCUGCAACACCUACUACGGGCAGACGGCGUCCCACGAAGAAGUCGCUUCCACAACGGCAUCCCUUGUACAGCAUGCAAUGGAAGGUGGCAACGGAAGUAUUGUUUGCCAUGGUAUCACCGGAAGUGGCAAAACGCACACCAUGUGUGGAAGUUCAAGCUCUCCUGGUAUCGUACAAAGCGUGGGCAGGCGCAUGUUUGAACAUAUCCGAGAUCAGGUUGCCUCUGGUCGAGUCUACAUGGUAGAGGCUUCUUAUGUACAGAUAUUCUCACAGGAUGGCUCCUCAGAGCAGCUGAUAGACCUGCUCGCCGACGUUGAGAAGGAUCUCGAGGUGAAGCAGGAUCCACGUAAUCCACUUUCAUACGUUUGCGCAGGCCUUCAACGUAUUCCCAUCAGGUCUCCCGAUGACCUGCAGCAGGUGAUCAGCAAAGGCAGGGCGCGAAGCCAAUCAAAAGAGGAUGCAGGCAUCGCAGCUGCCAGGUCGCAUUGCAUGUUCAUCUUGACAGUGGAAAGUAUGUCAGAGCAGUCUGCAAACGGCGACUCGGGAGUAAGCAAGGGCAAGCUGGUCUUAGUUGACCUAGCCGGCUCUGAAAGUCUCCUGAAAACGAGCAGCUCAGAUAUUGCCAGACGUCAAGCCUUGGGCAUCAAUCGAACGCUGGCAUCUUUGAGCAUGGCUGUAAACAGCACCAGCGGAACCUCGGCUGUGAAGGGCUCCUUUUUGACCCAGCUGCUUCGAGACUGCAUGGGUGGCAGUGCACGAACCCUGGUGAUUGCAACGAUCGGACUGGAGCUGGAGGAUAUCGAGGAGACAGUCAAGACACUGACAUAUGCGCAGCAGAUGAUGACCAGCCUGACUGUUCGCACUUCCAACGCAGGUCUGAAUCGCAUAGAUCAAGACCAGAGCUCGCUGAUGCAGAUGCGGGACAGACACAACGAGUGCAUCCGGAUGCUCAAGGAGAAAGUGAGCGAUUCCAGGGAGGAAGAGCAGGAGGAACGUCGCAGGCUGCAGCAUGAGAUGAAUGAGAUCAAUCAGCGCCUUCUGACCAAAGACUCAGCAGAGCAGACGCUGGAGGAGAUGCGGCAGCAACAGUUCAGCAAGAUGGACGCCAUGCGAACAGAAAUCUCGGAGGCCAUGAACAACCAGAUGGAGCUGCUGAGAAAGCAGUCUCAAGUGGAGCUGGAAAGCUUGCGAGCAAGCGUGGAGAAGUCGCAGCAAGAAUCAGAACGUGUUCUUGACUUGAGUGAGGCACACGAGGCUGCAGUCGUCAAGCUGCAGGCCACCCUACAAGAUGCGCAACAAGCGCGGAAAGCAGCUGAAGACGAGGCCUCAUCUUUGAAGGUGAAAUUGGCGACGGCGGAAGAGCGAGCCAGCAUGCUGUCGACGAGACAAGAGGAGUUGCGCAAAGAGCGUGCGGAGUUCGAUGAGGAGAGGAAGCAGCUCAGGCAGCAAGGAGAGCAGCAAUGGCAACGGCUAGCUGCAGUCGAAGCCGAGCUCUCGAAGUUCAAGUCCGAAGCAGAGGUCCAGAAGAAAGAGAUCGAACGGCUAAAUGCAGCAAGAUCAGAGGAGAACGAAGGCAUCCGAAGCGAGCGGGAGUCUUGGAGAUGCAGGGAGCGAGACUUGCAGGCGGAGGUUGCGUCUUUCAAGAGCAAGCUCGAAGAGACCAAAAGAGAAGCAGAAGUACAGGAGCUCAAGGUCUCUAGAGACCAUGGGGACGCGCUGUCCAAGUCGUGCUCUCAGGGUAUUUUGCAG
Messenger RNA from Symbiodinium necroappetens, 5967 nucleotides. The record is from the annotation of a GenBank genome assembly. NCBI's taxonomy places the organism in Eukaryota, Dinophyceae, Suessiales, Symbiodiniaceae.